Molecule: messenger RNA, 978 nt
Organism: Beauveria bassiana ARSEF 2860
Lineage: Eukaryota; Fungi; Ascomycota; Sordariomycetes; Hypocreales; Cordycipitaceae
Product: glycosyltransferase family 32 protein
Exons: 1
Coding region: 1-978 (325 amino acids)
Biological process (GO): mannosyl-inositol phosphorylceramide biosynthetic process
Molecular function (GO): mannosyltransferase activity
Source: RefSeq, a predicted model, not a curated record
AUGGCCAUACGUAAUCGACUUGUCGGGACCGUUGUCAUAUUCGGUAUUCUGGUUACCCUCAUUGCUAUCCAGCAGCAUUUGAACGUUUUGCUCGACAUUGCGCGCACCUAUUCCACAUUUUAUCCACUCCUGCAGAGCCACCCGGACUUGAUAUACAGAUACCCUGCCCCAGCUCUGACGGUCGAAGCGCCGCCCAAGAUUAUACACAGUGUCGCUCUCGGAAACGUCAACAUUGACAGAUACCAUGACGCUAUGGCAAGCUGCCGACAGCUACACUCGGACUGGGAAUUCAAGCACUGGACCGACGACAAUGCCACCGACUUUAUUAUGCAGCACUACCCAAGGGUAUUUCCACACUAUUGCGGCUACUAUCAAGAUAUUCAGCGCGCCAACGUCCUGCGCUACGCUGUUCUGCAUCACUAUGGCGGCGUCUACCUCGAUCUCGACGUGACGUGCCUGGUCGCGCUAGAUAGCACACCCCUGAUGCGCCUCCCCUUUGUGUCGCCAGGCGCGCACCCUGCCGGUGUGAAUAAUGCAUUUAUAAUAUCCCAACAAGGCCAUGCGUUUCUGUCACAUCUCCUCAGAUCGGUGCCGUCGCAUGAUGUGCAUUGGGGGUGGCCCAUUCGUCUACCUUAUGUCGAAAACAUGUUUAGCGCAGGCUGCAUGUUCUUUUCCAACAUGUGGAUGAGCUACGCGCGUGCGCUGGUAUCCGGUCGUGCCCUGGACAAGGUGCACGUUCUGGGUGACGAGAAUGGCAGACUGGCGCCGCACAUGCUUCGAGGCUUGGUGACGACGCCACUCAUGGCUCAUGGCGGUGCUAGCAGUUGGCACGGAUGGGACGCCGCUCUCAUUCUGACCAUUGGCAAAUACUACCUCUUUGUCGUCAUUGCGGCUACUCUCGCGGCUACUCUCGUCAUCAUCUCGCUGGUUCGCUACUGUCUUUGUGGGCGGGUGCGACGACGCAGGAUGUCUGGGUAG